AUGAUAGUUUUUAAGACGUUUGGCCUUUGUACGCUGUUUGGACUGACUACCGCUCAAAUACAGCAAAAUAUCCAGAAUUCACUUAGUGUCCAUGAUGAAGAACCACUUUUGAGAGGACUUAAACUAGGAGAGUUGAACUUUAUACAUACCACAGACACACACGGCUGGUAUGGUUCUCAUAAAGCUCAAUCUGAUUAUGAUGCAGACUGGGGUGAUUUCAUAUCGUUUAUUCAACAUUUCAGGAACAAUAGAAUACAUGGUAACAAACUGAUUAAGAGAGACCUGCUAGUGAUUGACACUGGUGAUAAACAUGAUGGAAAUGGGUUAACAGAUGCAACAUCUCCUAAUGGAUUGGAAGCUAACGAGAUAUUUAAUUCCUUAGACUACGAUUUGCUAACUUUAGGAAAUCAUGAGCUAUACUCAGCAGAAAGAGCUGUAUUUGAGUACUAUACUACAGCGAUGUCAUAUAGAUUCAAAGAUAAAUAUAUAUCUAGUAAUGUCAAUUUCAUUACGGCGACAGGUGACGAAGUACCCUUUGGGAAUAAAUGGCGUUAUUUUGUCACACCUUACACAAGACAUAGAAUUCUAGCUCUAUCAUUUAUAUUCAAUUUCAAGACUCCAAAUUCAAGAGCUAAAGUUACACCAUUAGUGGAAGAAAUCAAGAAAGAAUGGUUCUUACAAUUGAUUAAUAAGUAUCCAUCAAACAAGAUCGAUGUACUUCUUGUUUUUGGUCAUUUAUCUGCAACAGAUCCUGUAGAGCAUGAAAUUAAUUAUUUGUACGAUGUAUUAAGAUCAUUUUAUCCUGACACGGUGAUUCAAUUCUUUGGAGGACAUAGUCAUAUCAGAGAUUUUGUAAAAUUUGAUGAUCGGUCUACGUGCUUACAAAGUGGUAGAUUUUCGGAUACGGUUGGGUUUAUUUCUAUCAAUAAUAUCAAAUCUAAACAUUCAGAACCAAUAUUCUUUAGACGCUACCUCGAUUUCAAUAAGAGAUCCUUCAAAUUCCAUGCGAAGACAAAACACUUAUCUACAAAAGUUGGUAACUACGUUUCUUCAAAGAUUAAUGUAUUAAGGACUAUUCUAGAUCUGGAUCACCAAUACGGGAUUGUCCCACAAACUUAUUAUAUGAUGGCAAGACCAUUGGAUUCAGAAUCAAAUAUUUAUUAUCUAUUCAAAUCUGAAAUUUUAUUAAGCUUAAAUUCUAGUAUCACUGAUCCGGCUAUUGGCAGGAUGAUUAUGAUUAACACAGGGGCCAUAAGGUAUGAUCUAUACAAAGGCCCAUUUACGAAGGACUCAGAAUAUAUCGUAUUACCGUUCGAGAAUACUUGGAACUAUAUGAUUUUACCUUUAAAAAUUGCCUCUAGAAUUGAGGAGUUUUUAAACGAAUAUCCGUAUGUUAUGAAAAUGUUAUCUCCGCCAGAGGUAUUCCAGAAUAAUAUAUUAAUUAAGAAGAACGAAAUCGAUUGCCCUGUUGUUGAUAAACCUGAUCUGUCGGAAGGGUAUACCACUGUUGAUGAUUUUGGUUGUGAUGGAGACGAUACGCCACACAACACCCAAAUAUUAUACAACGUUCCAAAUGUGAUACAAUCAAAUCAAUUGGUUAGUACCAAUCCAGAUUCUCUGAUCCAUUUUAUCUUUGUUAGUUUCCUUACUGACGAUAUAUUACAAGCCGUGAAUUCAAUUGGUUCAGACAUAUCCCCAGGUUUCCAAAAUUAUACAUCUGUUGAUGUAAAUAUUUACGGUGGACAAUCUGCGAAACAAUUAUUACGGGAAUAUAUCAUCCAAAUAUCCCAAACACAGGAUAAAUAA
Messenger RNA from Maudiozyma barnettii, 1806 nucleotides. It is a transcript of the gene SMN1, whose product is annotated as Smn1p. The record is from RefSeq and is a predicted model, not a curated record. Gene Ontology annotation, biological process: nucleotide catabolic process. Bases 1 to 1806 code for a protein of 601 amino acids. Gene Ontology annotation, cellular component: cytosol. The transcript has a single exon. NCBI's taxonomy places the organism in Eukaryota, Fungi, Ascomycota, Saccharomycetes, Saccharomycetales, Saccharomycetaceae. Gene Ontology annotation, molecular function: hydrolase activity.